AUGAAAAGAGCUUCCAGCACAAGUUCUGAUAGUCCUGCCAAGCCCCAGGUACUUCGAAUCAAAAAUCCGGAGAAGAAGAAGUUUAAAAAGGAGGCACUUAACUCUUUUGAGGACAAAUUAGUAACUGUGAAGAGUCGCCCUCAAACUGCUAAAAUUAGUGAUAAAACUUCUAAGAAACAGGUGGAAGACAAAAAGAAAAUUGUGGCUCCGAAAUCGAAAGCUAAAGGUGAAUACCAAAAGCCAGCUCAUAAAAAGCCCCUCCCAAGUACUGUGCAGUCUGCAUCAACUGAAGUCACUUCAAAGAAGAAGCGCAGGCGUAGUCGUAAGCACAAGGCCAGUGUUCCCGCCAGUCAGUACGUAUCAAACGCCCAUCAAUCCGCCACUAAACGAACCAGGGUCGAGUCAACAAUUGUCCCCCGAAAGGGCACUUCAGCUUUUGAACCAUCAACCAAGCGACUCAAACGCAAGGCCGAAGAGGAGGCUUCUAGUGACAGUGAACCCGAGCCUAUUCAUUCCGAUUGGCGGCUGAAUGACAGUGAUGACAGCGAAGAGGAGGUGGAGAAAGAUGUGAAAUUAUCUUUCGGGGAUGAUGACGAAGUGGAUUUAGAUACUUCAGAGGAUGAUAUUGACGAAGACCCCAUUGAAAUCUCCCAAGGUUCUAGUGAUGAGGAGGACAGUAGUGAGACUUCUGAAGACUCUGACGGAUCGGAUUUAGACUCCGGGGAAAAUGAUUCCCAAGACAUGCUUGGUGAAGUUGAAGAUAGUUGUUCAACUUCCCGAAUAUGCCUAAUGGAUGUUGAAUAUCCGGAAAGUGAUGAUACUGAUUAUGAUUUUGUUCCUUACAAAGUCUCCUUUGGUGAAGAAGUCGAGAGUGAUUCAUCAUCUUCGAGUUACCUUGUGAACUUGAAGCAUCGGGACAGUGAUGAAUCUGAUGCUAAUUGUAUUCCUAUGAAUUUAUCCACAGGUUGGUUGCUCGCCUAUGUCGCUAUGUUACGGUCCCAACUAGACCACCUGGAAAGCGAUGAUCCGGAGGAUUUAACUUUCAUUUGUGUGGAAUCCUCCUCAGAUGAAGAGACAAAUUCCUCAGAGACUUCUGAUACCUCGGAGGAGGAAUCUAGCGAGGACUCAGAGGAAACAUCUACCGACGAAGUAUCUCUGGGUUUCCGUCGUCGUCUUUAG
Messenger RNA from Rodentolepis nana, 1179 nucleotides. The record is from the annotation of a GenBank genome assembly. NCBI's taxonomy places the organism in Eukaryota, Metazoa, Platyhelminthes, Cestoda, Cyclophyllidea, Hymenolepididae.